UUUAUCGCAAAUAGCUUUUUACCGACUGAGGGCGCUCUCUUGCAAAGCAUCAUGGGAUGCAGAACGGAGCAUUGCAAUUUUGCAGUCCCGGAUGUUGAAGCGCGCAAAGCGCGCAAUUCAAUCGAAAAUCAUCAUGGCUACAAUCGGACACGACAAAUUUCUUUCCUUAACAGUUGACGAAUUGCAGAAAUAUUUAAGAGAGAGAGGAGUUCCUGUUGGCGACGAAAAACGCGCAGAACUAGCGGAGCGAGCUUUCUGGGCUGACAAGCUUGGAUUGACCGUGAAACCCACCGACAAAGUCGCCGAGCAAGAAAUCGAAGCAUCGAAGAGCGCGAAGCUGAUUCUCGAUGGUGGCAUGGUCCGACUUCCGCGGCCGGAGACGUUGACAGAGGGUUGGGAAGAUGGCCCAGCAAGCCUCCCAGAAACUUGUAGAGAUCACCUGGAUAGCUACAUCAAAGCUGGUAACCGACGAAUUGGACUGAUAAAGACAGAAGGGAGGCGAACUCUUGCACUUGGAAAGAGUCUGUACAUGUCCCGCCAUGUCCGUGCACUCCAGUACCAUGGCAUCAGUGUGAAUCUGUGCUACUGCUUCGUUCGUGGAAAGGUAAUACCUCAAGUAAAAACUUCAGAGCAGACAUACUUCACCUGGGUUGUGCUGCACAAGGAGACGGGACAGGUCUGCACAGCUGAAUGCACAUGUUGUGUUGGCAUCCAAGCAACUUGCAAACACAUCGCUGGUCUACUUUUUGCUGUUGUGGAGUCCGUUGAAGAAGGGAGGAAUGCUUCCUGCACCUCACAAAGGCAGGCAUGGGGAAGAGCACCAAAGAAAGGCGAGGUCGUCCACGAUGCCGAGUUUGCUAAAAACAUAAGUAUUAUUGGCGUGAAGGCCGAUGUCACACAGCAGCUGCCUGAAUCCAACCGAAUGUACCGGUCGGAGUUUGACCCACGCACCGCAGCAUAUCGAGUUCACAAGCCAGUGUCCAGCUUCAACCUUGAUGCGCUGGCAUCGAUAACGAAUGGAAACUGUGGGCUUCUGAUGUACAACAAGCCAAAGCCGGACCCACAUCACCAGCUCCCCAACAUCAAAUACGUUAAGACGGAGGAAACAGUAGAGACCAGCUGCAGAGUUUUGAAUGUUUCCGAGGCAUUCGAGAUAGCCAAGCCAGGGGAUGCAGACAGCAUCAUAGAUCUCUUACGCGUCACCAAGCACCAGCAGGCAGUCCUAGCAAAGGAGACAGCGAGGCAGGCAGCUUCAUCAUUGUGGGCCGAGCAACGGCAAGGCAGGGUGACUGCAAGUGUGGUAGGAGAUUGUGUCGGAUGCGUCAAGGAUGAUGGGAGUCUCUCUGGCCAUUCGCAAGUGGCGAGAGUACUGAAUUACUAUGGGUCACCGAGAUCAGCAGCCCUCGAUUGGGGUAAAACCCAAGAACCGGUAGCCAAGAAACAAUACGUUGCAUGGCACAGACUGCAUCAUCAACACAAAGGUGUUGCAUGUGAUGACACAGGGCUGUGGAUCAGCACCGAAUGCCCUUAUGUGGCUGCCUCUCCUGAUGGCAUUGUGAGAUGUAAGGAAUGUGGAACGGGUCUCUUGGAGAUCAAGAACCCGUAUACACAUAGACUUCUAGACAUAGAAGCAUUGUCCACGAAAAAGGGCAGUUGCCUCACUAUGGAGAAUGGCGUUCUUCAACUGAGACGGUCCCAUCAAUAUUACGCCCAGGUUCAAGUUCAGAUGUGGUGUACAGGGUACAAGUGGAGCGAUUUCGUCGUACGAACUGUUAGCAAGUCUAACAAUAUAUAUGUUGAGCGCAUACUGUUUGAUGAAGAGUAUAUUGCCAACAUUCAGCCCAAACUGUAUACUUUCUUUGUAAAUGGAGUUGUAGCUGAGCUGUUAAGUGGGGCCAUCCGCAAAGUUGUUACGGAUAAAUCUGUCCGCAAAGUGAUGGAGUCGAUUCUAGUUCGUAUCGAGAAGAGUAGACCAUCAUCGAAUGCUGUGCAUGUAGCUUAUCCUUGUGGGGUUUGUAACGAGGAAUGCGACAGUGAUCCGGGAGAAGACGGCCGUAGCAGUAUUGGCUGUGAUGUGUGCAACCGCUGGUUCCACUACAGCUGUGUUGGAAUUCAGGGAUCAGAAGGAUUCCUGAAGAAAAGGAAAUCGGUAUGGAAGUGCAGCGCAUGCAACUCCAAAACAAAGGGCAAGAAGAGGAAGCGGCAGCCAAGGGCUACUUAA
Messenger RNA from Patiria miniata (bat star), 2221 nucleotides. RefSeq lists its product as uncharacterized. Bases 92 to 2221 code for a protein of 709 amino acids. The transcript is spliced from 4 exons. NCBI's taxonomy places the organism in Eukaryota, Metazoa, Echinodermata, Asteroidea, Valvatida, Asterinidae. Gene Ontology annotation, molecular function: zinc ion binding. The record is from RefSeq and is a predicted model, not a curated record.